AUGGUGAACUCCUCUUCGUCCACGGACGCCUGCGAAAGACUGGCACAGCAUGAUGAUGAUCAAACGGCAGUCGCACCGGACGCUUCGAGACUUCGAUCGACCGCCGGAGAACAGCAUCGAUUUUCAUUUGCUCGAUCUCUCUCAAUACCAGGAUUCUUGAGUCACAGAUCGUCCUUCUCCUCAAAUUCGGAUGAUAUGGAUAUUAAUCAAUUGAGCCUGAGUCUCGCUCAAGCUGGAUCAUUCCCUUCAGGGACACUUUUAGUACCGGGAGCGCCAUAUUACGAAGCCAACAGUCGAAGGCCCGCCACGAUUCAGAAGCAGCCGCUGGCUUCGGCAAUUGAGAGCUCAUCCUACGGCACCAUCGCCGAGAAUGCCGUAGAGACUGGUGAGACUGAGGACGCUGAGGAGCCUGGAAACAUCAAAUUCAUCGACAUCAGUCCAGGCCGGUUCUGGCUUGUCUUCGUGGUCAUUGCUCUUGGCUAUUUUCUUGCUUGCUUCGACUCAACGCUGAUGGCUUCCAGCCACCCAGUGAUCACAUCCUAUUUCGGAGCAUCCGAAGCAGCAUCAUGGCUGAGUACUGUAUUUCUGAUCACAAGUACGGCGUGUCAGCCACUCUUCGGCCGUGUCUCCGACACCAUUGGAAGGAAGCCUGUCUUCUUGUUGUCAUUCGCCGUUUUUGGCUUGACCACGGCCUGGUGUGCCCUUGCAGGCAGCAUUGAGAGUUUCAUUGCAGCAAGAGCAGUCUGCGGCCUCGGAGCUGGCGGAGUCCUAUCAAUGAGCCUGAUCAUCAUAAGUGAUCUUGUCCGGAUAGAGUAUCGCGGAGUCUUCCAAUCUCAUAUCAAUCUGGCAUUUGGGCUCGGCUCAGCAUCAGGCGCCGCCUUAGGUGGCUGGUUGUGUGAUGGUCUUGGUUGGAGAUGGGCAUUUGGUAUCCAGGUUCCCUUCAUAGGCCUUUGCUUCGUUCUGGCGGCCAUCUUCACUCCUUCGGAGCUUGGACCGAUGCUCAUCAAUGCAAGCGCAGACGGGGCCUGGAUUGCGCUCAGAAGUUUCGACUAUCUGGGUUCGGCGUCUCUGGUCAUUACGGUCACCUCACUCAUACUUGCACUCAAUUUGGGAGGCAACUUGUUUCCCUGGACAUCGCCACUGGUGAUCGCGUGCUUCGUCACAUUUGCGGUGGCCACUUGCGCCUUCAUCUUUGUCGAGAGCCGCGCUGGACAACCACUAAUGCCACUGCACUUGCUCAGCAAGCCGCCCAUUGCAAAUAUGGUUUUUGCUAACAUGCUCGGAGGCAUUGCUUCCAACACGGUCUUAUUCAAUCUGCCACUAUUCUUCCAGGCCCUAGUGGGUUCGCUUGCUGGUAUUUCGACAGGUUAUAUUAUCACAUAUACUCGACGGCUGAAGCCAACUCUGGUUGCUGGUGCUUUUCUCUACCUUUCGGGUUCGGUCGCAACGUGCUUCAUCACCAAGAGCACUUCUGAGGUUGCAAGUCUCAUCCUGAUUACAGGAGUGCCGUUGGGACAAGGAUUCGUCUUCCCCAAUACGAUGAUGAGCGCUCUCGCGGUCUCCAGCCAGGCAGAUCAGGCCGUUGUAACGACCACGAUCGGCUUGUGGAGGAAUUUGGGCGUCGUUUUGGGUGUCGCUCUCUCCAGUUUGGUUUUUCAAAAUAGCUUGACUGUCAAUCUGAGGUCGUUCGUCACAGGGCCAGGACGUGAUGAGAUCAUCCACUCUGUCCGCUCUUCUGUCGCGGCCAUAAAAUCUCUUCCACAGCCUGCGCGAGAUCAAGUGAUUGAUGCUUAUGCUUUAUCUCUGCGGACAACAUUUCUGUGUGCUAUCGCAGCGUCAGCGGUGCUGGUCAUUCUGAUCGUCCCGAUCAAGCUUCCGCGAUUGAGGAGAGGAGAACAGAUGGUCGUGAGUGCUGAGGAAUAG
Molecule: messenger RNA, 1923 nt
Organism: Exophiala viscosa
Lineage: Eukaryota; Fungi; Ascomycota; Eurotiomycetes; Chaetothyriales; Herpotrichiellaceae
Product: major facilitator superfamily domain-containing protein
Exons: 3
Coding region: 1-1923 (640 amino acids)
Biological process (GO): transmembrane transport; basic amino acid transport
Cellular component (GO): fungal-type vacuole membrane
Molecular function (GO): basic amino acid transmembrane transporter activity
Source: RefSeq, a predicted model, not a curated record